This is a messenger RNA of Owenia fusiformis, 1606 nucleotides long. The record is from the annotation of a GenBank genome assembly. NCBI's taxonomy places the organism in Eukaryota, Metazoa, Annelida, Polychaeta, Sabellida, Oweniidae.
CGUUAUUCACCAGUAUAUUUCUGUAGAGAUACUGGUAUAUAAAAGAGCUAAAAAUAACACACAGUACAGAGUUCUAUUCAAUACAAUCAAUAACCAGCCAGCCAGUAGUUGAUAUUAAAGCAGAUAAUUUAUUCAACAGCAUCACAUCAACUUGAGAUAUAGACCAGCAGAUAUAUAUCAUAUUGAGGAAAAUAAAAGAAUUAGAAGCAGAGAAAAUUUCCUCACAAUGUCAGGAUUUUUACAAUGGAUCGGUAUAGGCCUUGUGUGUCUUACUAUAGAGUAUGGCAUAUGUACUGAAAUUGAUGGUGUAUUGUAUGAAUCUUUACGCUUUAUGGACAAUACUGAUGCCUGGGUUCCAUGUGAAUAUACCUUAAACACUACUGGACUGCCUGACAAUGUCACCGAUGAUACACUUGUCCGAAUAUAUACACAGAAGAUAGAUGACACUUACGUUGAUUUGGUAGCAAAUGAGAAGUUCCACUUUAAUGAAACUGGUUUGAUGAUAAAUAACAUCCAAAUUGAUGAUGUCACUAAGUAUGCGUGUGAAGUUAAACUGGGGAACGAAACCUUGAAGAAAAUAGUCACAUUUGUUAAGGUUGUUUUGGCAAAAUGUAGCUUCAAUGAAGACUUUUGUGACUUUGGGAAUAUUGGUUCAGCAAAAUGGUUGAGACGUUCGACCCCUACGCCUACUAAUAACACAGGACCCGAUGAGAAUGCUUUGAAACUUCACGUGGGUCUUGAUGGUAUGAUAGAUCCAAGGGGUUCAUUCAUUUAUCUUGAGGCUGACAAUGUUUCCAGCUCACAAGAGCUCAUCCUCAGGACUCCUAACCUAACUCUAGAGGCAAGAUGCAUGGAAAUACAUAUAGAUUAUUCAUAUUUUAUGUAUGGUGCUACUAUGGGUUCCCUAGCAUUAUAUGGUGUCAUGGACAAUGGAACAAAAUAUGAAAUUAAAAAAGAAAUAGGCGAUCAUCCCGCAAAUUGGCACUCAUUCGGUAAGAACUUUCUUCCUGGAUCGGCACCUAUGGCCUUUGAAUUUAUUGCCAAACGUGGCCCUGGAGUAGAAUCAGAUGUUGUGUUGGACGAUGUUUCCAUAACAGUUAUAGACGAGUUGAAAAGUAACAGAGAAUGUGAUCUUAUGAAGGAGGAAAUGACAACAACAGAUCCCAAUGGAAACAACACAGGAGGUGCAUCAAUCCCAGCAAUUUUUAGUAUAACAUUAUCUUUGAUAGCUACCAUAGCAAUCACUUUGAAUUGGUAAAAUGGCAUCUUUAAAGUUUCACACUAAAUUCUACAUUUAGUUCAUUACAUAUUUUUACAUUAUUUGACCAAUCACUCUUUUUAAGAAACGAGACUUUUUGAGUCUAAAUGUUUUAAUAAAACAGGUUUCCAAAACAAAACUCGUUGCCUCCUAAAUAUCAAGUACCUACUGACUAAACAAAAUUGCUGAAAAUGUAGAAUUUUGUGUGAAAUGUAAGAUGACACUGAAAGCUAAAUUUAGACACUUAUUUGCAAAUAACAUGUUUGCGAUAUACAUAAUUUUACUUCUGAAUAUACAAGCACUAACUUUCAAUACUGAACCUUGUGUAUGUUAGCAAGAGAAAAGGAU